AUGACCACCCUUCCUACUCGCCUCACUGACUUGACUCCCGUCCCACCGGAUGAGAUCUUCGCCCUGGGAGCCGCAUACGCAGUUGAUCCCCACCCGCAAAAGGUCAGCUUAGGCGCAGGUGUCUACCGCACAGAUGAUGGCAAGCCAUGGCCCCUGCCAAGUGUCGAGAAGGCAGAGAGGGAACUUUUGGCCGAGAAUGAUCUGUCGCGACACGAAUACACUGCUAUUGAGGGUGAUGUCCCUUUCCUGCCACUGGCACGAGACUUGAUGUUCGGUUUCAAGGGCGAGGAUAGCGAGGAGGAUGCCAAGGCACGUAUUGCGACUGUCCAGACCGUUGCUGGUACCGGUGCCAACCACCUGGGCGCCCUUUUCCUGAAAGCCCACCUGAAGCCCCGCAGCGUCUGGCUGUCAAAUCCGUCAUGGGCAAACCACUUGUUAAUCUGGGAGUUGGCCGGCGUGCCCCACAAGUCCUACCCCUACUAUAAAGCGGCGACGCGGUCAUUCGACUUUGAGGGCAUGAUGUCGACUUUGGAGUCAGAGGCUCAAGAGGGCGACGCCAUCUUGCUGCACGCCUGUGCGCACAACCCUACCGGUCUGGACCCGAGCAAGGAACAGUGGAUUGCUAUCGCCGAUCUGUGCGAGCGCAAGAAGAUCUUCCCCUUCUUCGACUCCGCCUACCAGGGCUUCGCGUCCGGCUCUCCCGACGAGGAUGCCUGGGCCGUCCGCUACUUCUUUAACAGCAAGCCCGACAUGGAGAUUUGUGUGGCUCAAUCUUUCUCCAAGAACUUUGGUCUUUACGGCCAGCGUGUCGGUGCAUUUCACUGGGUGACUGGCCGCAACGCCACAUCCCUUCGCGACAUCGUCUUCGGCAACCUGUGUCAUUAUAUCCGUGGCGAGUUUUCCAUGGGCCCGCGUGUUGGUACUAGCAUUGUCAAGAAGAUUCUGACCAAUGAUGAUCUGGUUGCCGAGUGGCACGAGGAUUUGCGCGCCAUGAGUUCGCGCAUCAAGGCUAUGCGCACAGCGCUGUAUAACGAGCUUGUCCGCUUGGAGACCCCCGGUACUUGGGAACACAUUAUUGAACAGAACGGAAUGUUCUCCUACACUGGUCUUACUCCUAAGCAAAUCUACCUGCUCAAAGAAAAGUACCACAUUUACCUGAUCAAGUCUGGCCGAGCAUCCAUCAGUGGCUUGAGCAGCAAGAACGUCCUUUACGUGGCCCGGUCUAUCGACGAGGUCGUGCGAAACGUACAGUAA
Molecule: messenger RNA, 1254 nt
Organism: Penicillium taxi
Lineage: Eukaryota; Fungi; Ascomycota; Eurotiomycetes; Eurotiales; Aspergillaceae
Product: putative aspartate transaminase
Exons: 3
Coding region: 1-1254 (417 amino acids)
Biological process (GO): L-aspartate biosynthetic process
Cellular component (GO): cytosol
Molecular function (GO): pyridoxal phosphate binding; L-aspartate:2-oxoglutarate transaminase activity
Source: RefSeq, a predicted model, not a curated record